GCAAGCACCUCCGGCAUCCGCAUGCGCGUAGAACGCGAAGAAGAAAACUUGAAGAAACGAAAAUGAUUGGUUGACAUUUUCGAAAGCGGUGUUACUUUUAACCAGGUUUAUUUUCCUCUGUUUGUCCCGUUUUUGGUUGCGGCUUUAUAAAUAAUACGUGGCAGUGGUGAACUUGCCGAAAAGCGUAAUGUUUAGGGAGUUCGCCUUAAGACGUCAGCAUGUUAGCUACUAGCCGAGGGUCUCUCCUCCACUCUGCAGUAAACUUUAACCGCUGGCGGACAAAAUGUCUGUUCAACGAGCUCUGGUGGACUGUACCGUGCUGUCUCUACAAGAUCCCUGCGUGUUUUAUCCAUGCUGUAAAAACUGCUUUUGCAGAAUGGACGUGGAGUCGCGCGACACGACGAGAUCCAGUUGUUCCAGGUGUGCCUACAGCUGUGUGAGAGAUCAGCUGGAGUACAGAUAUCGUCUUUCACUAUUGGUGACCAGGGACACCAGUAUAUUUGGAGUCACGGUGUUUGGCAGCUGCCUGAACCCAUUCUUUGGCAUUCCCGCAACUCAAUUUCAAAGGGUAUUGGAGAAGUCGGAUGGACCAUUUGAAGCAUCAACCAGAUCCAAAGUGUUGGCGAGGGCCGUCGAGGACUGUUUUGUUAGCAGAAAUCUUGUUUUUGGAAUAAAGGUGACAGAUUCAAAAAGUUGCCCAUGGUCAAAAGAUCAUAAUCCAGAUGCCUUUGAUCACAAGGACAUGGCACAGUUUACUGCCACCCAGCUGAUUUUCCCUAAAGUCGCAGGCCUGGAAGGCCACUCUGUCCUUAGGUACUAUCGACUCCUUCGGAGAGCAGAAGAACAUCAGCGAGAGUCUGUUGAUCCAAACAAGUCCUGCGGGAUCCUGACAACACCGCGACUACAGAUUCCUCAAGAUUCUGCUGUCGGCAGCUUCAAUAACAUCACUCUGUCCCGUCUUUUUUCCCACGCCCUGCAAAGGUCGCAGCACCACGAUGGCAGCUUAACUCCCACGCCGCCAUGGCAACAAUCACUGGGACUUGUUACUUCAUCUGCCGAGCAGGAAGAAGAAGAGGAAGACUGCUGCACAUGCGAUGACAACCAAUCAACUGGCAAAGAAAAAGGACGGAGCACUUUUUUUGACACCCCGCCAUUUUCUCUAUGCUGGCCUGCCGAAAAUGCCAACUCCUCCAUUUUGAACCAUGUGACGCCCUCCAAGCCUUCACGUGUGAAUUAUCCACUGGCCUCUGAGAGUCAGGCCUCCAGACAACAGAAUGAUUCACCGGUGACAUGUUCGUUAGUGUGGGAGGAUUUGCCUUUUUCGGAGAGUCUGACAGCGUUUUUGAAUGAGGAAGACAAAUAUUUCUCCAUGAUAAGAGACAAAAACUUGCCCAAUGAAUCCAUUUCUACUUGUAGCAAUAACACAAAGGCGCCAGGAAGUAAAUUCCGGAUUUCAGCGGACGUCGCUAACACUCGUGUUCUGAAUGAAGACAGUGAAGAAAUCUACAAUUGUUCUCUGGACCUGUUUGGUUUAAGCUCAGUGGAUCCACGCGAGGAAGACGUGCAGCCUCCGAGACAUCAAAAGUUUGUCAAAGGAGCCACUGUUCAUAACACACCUUCUCGAGGCAUGACAACCCACCGGGAUUAUCCGCAAUGUCUCGACUUUAUCCCAUCAUCUCAGUCUACUCCCAUUGUUAGAAUGCGUCCUUCCUCCUCUUCCUCAUAUCCUUUGUCAUCCACUAGACAUAAAAACUUUUCAAAAAGACGAUCCAGGAAGCACAGCCUUGCGAUCCUGGGAGGGAUUUUGAACAGGAAGCUGGUAAGUGAAUGUGACGCGCCUCAGAGCCAAUCAGAGGGACACUUUGUCAUUGUCCUGCCCACUCCUGCUGAACUCAAAGUGGAAAAUGGUAGCUCUCAGGAAAAUCCGCCAUCAGAUCCAGCGCAACCAAAGCACCGUGAUGCAGCAGUAUGUGAUAGAAACACACAGUUGGAUCACACAGUCAAUGAGAUGGCAGCUCAUGCUUCCUUGUUUAAGGACCAAACAUAUGAUUGGUCCAGAGAUCUCUUCUCGGACUCCGUCUGAAAACUUCUGUCCACUCUUCCUUUUAUUUAAAUGGUGGAGCUGACCAAUUACAAGUAAAUAAAAUUUGGUAAUUUCCCACGGCACAGUAAUUUGCCCCGGGCAUACUGAUAGGGAAUCACUGCUAGAGAAAACGGAUGGAUGUCUUUAUUUAUAUGCACACUGCACUUUUUGUUCUAUAAAGCAUAGACAUGUUUUUUUAAGGUAGUGAAACUGCUCACUCUGUGUGUGUGUGUGUGUGUGAGAGAGAGAGAGACAGAGAGAGGAUGAUGUUCAUUUUGCCUCUACUUGUAAAACUGUCCCACAGCAGUUUCUUUUCAGCGGGUUUCGCAACCUGUAUGAUUGUAAUUUAACAGAAGAGAUUAAAUAAAUGUCUGAAACCACACAGGCGUCUUACUUGUUGGUGCUUUUAGUGUUUUAAAUUGAAAUGACCACCGUCAUGUACAAACCCAAUUCCAAUGACUUUAAGAUGUUGUGUUAAACAUAAAUAAAAACAGAAUACAAUGAUUUGCAAAUCAUGAUCCACCUAUAUUUAAUCGAAUACACUACGAAGACAA
Messenger RNA from Hippocampus comes (tiger tail seahorse), 2637 nucleotides. It is a transcript of the gene ddias, whose product is annotated as DNA damage-induced apoptosis suppressor. The coding region runs from base 284 to 2083 and encodes 599 amino acids. Lineage: Eukaryota; Metazoa; Chordata; Actinopteri; Syngnathiformes; Syngnathidae. The transcript is spliced from 5 exons. Gene Ontology annotation, biological process: negative regulation of intrinsic apoptotic signaling pathway in response to DNA damage. The record is from RefSeq and is a predicted model, not a curated record. Gene Ontology annotation, cellular component: nucleus; cytoplasm.